Molecule: messenger RNA, 1377 nt
Organism: Adineta ricciae
Lineage: Eukaryota; Metazoa; Rotifera; Eurotatoria; Adinetida; Adinetidae
Source: the annotation of a GenBank genome assembly
AUGAGGAUUGUUUUAAUUCUCUUCAGUUUUCUGUCGAUUCAAUGUCACACGUAUGCUGCUGUCAAUACAAACUUCUCUACAGCAUGGAGUCAUUUCAUGCAAGACCCUCAACUAUCGUACGCUACAUUUUCACUCACUAUUCUUGAUAAUUCCACUGGUAACAUUAUAUUCUCUCAUAAUGAAAACCUCGGUCUCGCACCUGCAUCGACGCUGAAAACGGUUACAGGUGCUGCUGCUCUACAUUAUCUAGGCACAGAUUAUCGCUAUAAGACUAUAUUACAAUAUUCCGGCAAUAUCAACUCGUUUGGCAUUCUCAACGGUUAUAUCUAUAUCGUCGGAAGUGGUGAUCCGAGUUUGGGAAGUUGGCGAUGGAAUGAGACGAAGGGCGAGGUGGUAAUGGAACGCUGGUUGAAUGCGAUUAGAAGUCGAGGGAUCAAAGAAUGUCGAGGUGUUGUUGUGGAUCUGAGUGCAUGGCCAGAUCAAACACAGACUAUACCUAGCGGAUAUCCGUGGGGAGACCUAGGAAAUCAUUACGGAACGGGUCACAGCGCACUGAACUGGCGUGAGAACCAAUUUCGGCUAUUUCUUUCACCUGGCUCUUCUGUCGGCGAUCCUGUUACUCUUGUUUAUGUCGAUCGUCCACCACCGUCCGUAACAUUAAUUAAUGAGAUUACAACUGGUGCUGUAGGUACGGGAGAUCGUACAAAUCUUUUCUUGGCACCUGAUGGCACGCACGGUUAUUUGCGCGGCACACUCAGCGUCGACACAGCCAAAAAUUUCUCUAUCGGUGGUGCAGUACCCAAUUCAGCAUUGUUUGUGGCCGAUGAGCUUCGUCAGGGAAUGCAAUGGUCAAACUCGAUGCCAAUCAAAAUCAUCUAUCGUAAUGAUGAAGACUUACCAAAAAGUCGAAUAACACUCGACAUACACGUUUCACCACCAAUGAGUGAAAUCAUAUAUUGGUUUGAACGAGUAAGUAUCAACAUGUAUGGUGAAGCGCUGAUAAAAACAAUCGCUUAUGCAAUAAAUACUAGCAGUGAUACUAUAUUAUCGGCAUAUUGUAAUGGUGAACAUGGGAUCGAACAAGCUGAAGUAGCAACUAUAGAUGGCUCAGGACUGUCACCAGAAAAUCGUAUAACAACACGAGCAAUUGCACGUGUCUUGCACAAUGUGAGGAAACGUGCACCGUGGUUCACAUCCUUCGAGCAAGCACUACCAAUCAUCAAUAAUAUACGAAUGAAAAGCGGAUACAUUCAUAAUGCUCUGUCAUACGCCGGCUAUGUUAACAAUCAAGUCUUCUCUAUUAUCACCAAUAAUUUCAAUGGACAAAGAAAUAGUAUGCGACAAAAAUUAUUUGACUUGUUAGAUACGCUUAGCUAA